Messenger RNA from Carassius carassius (crucian carp), 1257 nucleotides. RefSeq names its product fibroblast growth factor 4 (gene fgf4). Bases 353 to 928 code for a protein of 191 amino acids. NCBI's taxonomy places the organism in Eukaryota, Metazoa, Chordata, Actinopteri, Cypriniformes, Cyprinidae. The transcript has 3 exons. The record is from RefSeq and is a predicted model, not a curated record. Gene Ontology annotation, biological process: fibroblast growth factor receptor signaling pathway; regulation of cell migration; positive regulation of gene expression. Gene Ontology annotation, molecular function: fibroblast growth factor receptor binding; growth factor activity. Gene Ontology annotation, cellular component: cytoplasm.
GUGGCGCAGAAGGCUGCUCCGUCAUGCACUAGGUAGUGUGUGAUGUAAUUUCGCUGCAGUUAUAAAUAUCGUCGGCAAGGGAAAAAAGUAGCAUGGCUGAGCGAGGCUAGAAUUGACGGUCAACAUUUUCCAACUUUUGUGUGAAAACAAAACAGCUUGAACACCAGUCUGAAGUGUAGUGUCUUGAGAGGAAACCCGCUGAGCGCGACUUCAUGCCGCUCACUAGGGUUGACCGUAGCUCUGUUCGUGAGUAAGCUCUUUGUGCGUCUUUUUGGCUGCCGACCCAAAUACAGAGAAAGACGGUAGUUUGGUGUCUUCAACUCUUUCAAACGCUCACGUACCGCUCAGAAGGAUGAGUGUCCAUUCGGCCCUAUUACCAAUAGUGGUCUUAGGACUUAUGACAAGCUCAGUGCGCUGCGCUCCGCUGCCCGGUGGGCAGAACGGACCCGUGGAGCGACGCUGGGAGACCCUCUACUCGCGUUCUCUAGCCCGAAUCCCCGGGGAAAAAAGAGAUAUCAGCCGGGACAGUGAUUAUCUCACGGGCAUUAAAAGACUGCGACGUCUCUACUGCAAUGUUGGCAUCGGGUUUCAUCUCCAAGUAUUACCGGACGGUAGAAUUACCGGCGUGCACAACGAAAACCGUUACAGUCUUCUUGAGAUAUCUCCGGUGGAGAGGGGAGUUGUGACACUGUUUGGCGUCCGGAGCGGGCUAUUCGUGGCCAUGAACAGCAAAGGGAAGCUUUUCGGAUCUACGCAGUUCACAGAUGAAUGCAAGUUCCGAGAAACGCUCCUUGCAAAUAACUACAAUGCGUACGAAUCGCAGGCACAUCCCGGGAUGUACAUCGGACUGAGUAAGACUGGCAAAACAAAGAAAGGAAAUCGAGUAUCGACAUCCAUGACGGUGACACAUUUCUUGCCUAGAAUUUGAGCUCGUUUGGAGAAGCGCAAGGCGGAGGAACUGCGAUGCACUUUCUACAGAAGUUAGGCUACAUGUGAGGUUAAGUGUAUCGUGUCAUGUAUGUAAAUAUUAGACUAUUUAUAUCUGUUGAUUUUAUAUACAUCACAACGUCCUCUUUCCGAGUGCAAAACAACAAUUAAUUUAUUUUUUAUUUGUUUAUUUAUCCUCAUUGCUGCUACCACGUGUUCAUAUACAAGUGAAAUUCCUACAAUGUACUUUUUUUUUUUUUUGCACUGUUUGAGUUGUUCUAAAGCAACUGUUUUGGAGAGGUGGUCAGUGUUAGACGCCAUAUUUAUUUU